AAAGCCGAACAGUUCUAUCGCAAAGACACUCAGGGAAAGAAAGUAAUGUCUAUUCUAUUACACGGAGACGCGGCCUUCGCUGGACAGGGAGUGGUUUACGAGACCUUUCAUUUGAGUGAUUUACCCGAUUAUACAACUCACGGCACGAUUCAUAUUGUGGUCAAUAAUCAAAUUGGUUUUACAACUGACCCGCGAUUUUCGCGUUCUUCGCCGUACUGUACAGACGUGGCGCGUGUCGUAAACGCUCCCAUCUUUCACGUGAAUGCUGACGAUCCCGAGGCUGUGGUCUAUGUCUGUACUGUUGCCGCCAAAUGGAGAGCAAAGUUUGGUAAAGAUUGUGUCAUAGAUUUAGUGUGUUAUCGACGCAAUGGUCACAACGAAGUCGACGAACCGAUGUUUACCCAACCAUUGAUGUACACAAAGAUCCGAAAACAGGUGACGUGUUUGGAUCAAUACGCGGCAAAACUCGUCGCUGAGAACAGUGUUUCAGAAAGUUUUGUUAAAGAACUGAACGAACAAUACGAUGACAUUCUUACGGAAGCGUUUAAGAAGGCAGAGAAAGAGGUGAAGAUUCACGACAAACAUUGGUUGGACUCCCCGUGGAGUAGCUUUUUUGGCUCCAAAAAUCCUAUGAAAUGCGAUCCGACCGGUGCUCCCGAGGAAGUGCUUAAACAUAUCGGCACUCAAUUCAGUACUCCUCCGCCCGGAGACUUCAAAAUACAUCCCGGAAUCAAAAGAAUUCUGAAGUCGAGGUUAGAAAUGGUUGAAAACCGAUCCGUCGAUUGGGCUCUCGCGGAGGCCAUGGCUUUCGGUUCAUUAAUGAAGGAUAAAAUUCACGUCAGACUUAGCGGUCAAGACGUUCAAAGGGGAACAUUUAGUCACAGACACCAUGUCUUACAUCACCAGACAAUUGACAAAACUACUUAUAACGCGUUGAGUAACUUAUAUCCAGAUCAGGCGCCGUAUACCGUAUGCAACAGUUCUUUAUCCGAAUACGGAGUCCUUGGUUUUGAGUUAGGCUUCUCUAUGACUAAUCCGAACGCAUUGAUUAUAUGGGAGGCACAGUUCGGUGACUUCUUCAACACCGCUCAGUGUAUUGUCGAUCAGUGUUUGUGUAGCGGUGAAUCCAAAUGGGUUCGCCAGAGCGGUCUCGUCUUAUUACUACCGCAUGGUAUGGAAGGCAUGGGUCCCGAACACAGCAGCGCUCGACCCGAACGCUUCCUACAGCUUUCAGAUUCGGAAGCCGAUGAGUUUCCCCAAAUCGAUGAGGACUUUGCAGUGAAACAAUUGCAUGACAUCAACAUGAUCGUGGCCAAUUGCAGUACACCAUCCAAUUAUUUUCAUAUAUUGAGACGACAAAUAGCUCUUCCCUUUAGAAAACCUCUGAUUGUAUUUUCGCCGAAAUCGCUUCUUCGACAUCCGGAAGCGAAAUCCAGUUUUGAUGAGAUGACUGUCGGAACACAGUUUUUGCCAAUUAUUCCAGAUUCAGGUCCGGCGGCGAAAAACGCACAAAACGUGAGGCGAUUGGUAUUUUGUACGGGAAAAGUGUAUUACGAAUUGACUAAAGAGAGGACGGCUAAGGGUCGGGACAACGACGUGGCCAUCACUCGUAUCGAGCAAUUGUCUCCCUUUCCUUUCGAUAAGAUUCGCGAUGAAAUCCAAAAGUAUCCGAACGCAGAGCUCAUGUGGUCUCAAGAGGAGCACAAGAAUCAGGGCUAUUGGUCUUAUAUUCAUCCACACAUUGAUUGUGUGUUAAAUCAUCUCAAUCUCUCUCAAAAGAAACUUCGCUAUGCGGGAAGAGAUGUGUCCGCAUCGACGGCCACCGGAAAUAAAUAUCUCCAUAAGAAAGAGCAUUCGGAGCACAUGAACGACACGUUUCAAUUAUAAUCUACAAAAACAUUGACUUGACUUUGAUUUUAUGUUUAAAUUUCUGACUUGAUUUGUGAUAAAAAAAUAUUGGAAAUUAUUGCAAAUGAGUUUAUUUUUGAUUUUUGAAAACAUUA
Molecule: messenger RNA, 2003 nt
Organism: Medioppia subpectinata
Lineage: Eukaryota; Metazoa; Arthropoda; Arachnida; Sarcoptiformes; Oppiidae
Source: the annotation of a GenBank genome assembly